AUGUCUUUUUUCUUCGGUGGCUACGUUGAAAAACAUGACAACAAGUUCUGGUGUCGGAUUUGUGGGGAAUGGUUCAGCAACCAGGAGAAAAUCUUGAAGCACUGCUCCAAUACCGACAAACAUGAAUGGUGUCCGACCUGUGAACGCGUUUUUAUGACCAACGACUCACUUCUUCAACACCAGGAAGAUUCUUUAAUGCACAAUAUCUGUUUUUUCUGUCCUGACCAACCCGACUUUUCAGAUGAUGACGAUCUCCAGAUUCACUUUGAAGACGACCACCAUCACUGUUUUGACUGCAACGAAGUUUUUGAUACCGAUGAGCUAUUAAGCGCACACAAUAUUGCAGAACAUCAUGGAUGCCCGAUUUGCGGUCGGGGAUUUAAUAGACGGCUUGCUCAGGAAUCGCAUAUGAGAUCUCACGCUCCUCGUGAAUUGAAAUGUCCUUAUUGUGACCGUGAAUCUGUACGCUUCUCCAGCUAUCUUCGCCAUCUCGAUUGCGGUCCCUGUGGAUCUGAGAAUCGAAUCUACAAACUUGCAUUCGAAGCACCUGGUGGGUACGAGAAAUUCUACGACACCAAAUGGCUCUGCAACGUCUGCUGUCGGCAAUUUGAUAAUCCAUCUGGACUUUUUUUCGCAUGCGGAGGCCAGUCAUGGUCCUUGCAAAGAUCUUCUUGGGCCGAAGGGAUGGCUCACAGCUUUGAAGGAUCACUUGAAAACGGCACUAUGAUUUGA
This is a messenger RNA of Penicillium angulare, 732 nucleotides long. RefSeq lists its product as uncharacterized. The coding region runs from base 1 to 732 and encodes 243 amino acids. Lineage: Eukaryota; Fungi; Ascomycota; Eurotiomycetes; Eurotiales; Aspergillaceae. Gene Ontology annotation, biological process: regulation of transcription by RNA polymerase II. The record is from RefSeq and is a predicted model, not a curated record. The transcript has 2 exons. Gene Ontology annotation, molecular function: DNA-binding transcription factor activity; RNA polymerase II cis-regulatory region sequence-specific DNA binding.